This is a messenger RNA of Penicillium crustosum, 681 nucleotides long. RefSeq lists its product as uncharacterized. The transcript has 3 exons. Gene Ontology annotation, cellular component: Golgi to plasma membrane transport vesicle; cell tip. Gene Ontology annotation, molecular function: guanyl-nucleotide exchange factor activity. The record is from RefSeq and is a predicted model, not a curated record. The coding region runs from base 1 to 681 and encodes 226 amino acids. Gene Ontology annotation, biological process: exocytosis. NCBI's taxonomy places the organism in Eukaryota, Fungi, Ascomycota, Eurotiomycetes, Eurotiales, Aspergillaceae.
AUGUCGACUACAACAUCCCUCACUACUACACUUGUCGCACCGGCCAUGAAGGGUGUUGCUAUAUCAGAAAAACAAUGUCCUAUGUGUUGGGGCGAAGGAUUUCUCGAAGAUGGUUCUGGCGCCCACGAUAGAAUCCAGGAGCUGGAGGGGCAGGUGCAUGCGUUGACAGCGCGCGCUUCCGCUACAGCUUCCAAACUCACCGAGUACGAAGAUGAAAUCCGCCGUCUACGAGCCUCUCAAUCCCAAGGUCGCCUUACAAACCUAGCCUCUCUUCUCCCCUACCGACGCGGCAGCGCAACCCCAGCAAGCGCACCCUCAACAUCCAGCGGCGCCGUUCUCCCAAGUACCCCGACCGCGCUGACAACACCCCACACACAUAUGUCCCCCGCGAAUAGCGAGCACACCGCCGAAUUACAGGAUGCGCUUACGCGCGAACAGAGACUGCGCGAGGCGGCCGAGUCGCAGCUUUCGCAGGCAAGUACUGAGUUAGAGGAGUUGACUGUACAACUUUUCAGUCAGGCAAAUGAGAUGGUUGCGGAGGAGCGGAAGGCUCGCGCGAAGCUUGAGGAGAGGGUUGCUGUGUUGGAACGGAGGGAUGUUGAGAAGCGUAGUCGGCUGGAGAAGUUGGAGAAUGCUAUGGCGCGUGUGGAACGGUUGAGGGCUUUGGUUAAUCAGCAAUGA